AUGUCGUCUUUCAGAACGCCCAAGGUGAGCCUAGAGCCCGCUUCAACGUCCGGCCUGCGAACGCUUCCCGAAUUGGUCGACUUCCACGCCAAAAGCAACCCCAAGCACCUAUUUUGUCUCCAAGCCGACGCAAAUGCGGCUGGAAAUGGCCACAAUUUUGUGCCCUUGAGCUACGAGACGCUACAGCGCGCCAUCAUCCGCUGCCAGGCAUGGCUCAAGGAACAGGCAACCAGUCUUCAUGCACCGAAGACUGAAGCCGAUGGUAGCGUGAAUAAAUGCGCCCCCGUCGCGGUGCUCAUGGAGAGCCAUGUUGGCUUGGUCAUCUGUGUGCUCGCCUGUAUGGGCAUGGGCGUGCCAGUUGUCCUCCUGUCGGCGCGUCUGAGUGCGCCGUCCGCACGACAUCUUAUCCGCGAAACGGGCGUGAAACUUGCUCUUGUGUCUCCGCGCCUAUUGCCCCUUGCUUUCGAGGCAGUUGGUGCUGAAACUCAAGAUGGAAAAGAGAUCCCUGAUGAGAGCACGAUCAUGAUCCGCUCUGUAUCCGGCUACGAGUCGUUCCUUGCAGAUGAGCCCGCAGAAGACCAGAGUCACACCUUUCGCGCUGCCGAUGCGGAUCACUACGUUUCGGAAGAUGAUCGCCAGGGUUUUGGCUUCGUAUCCGUCUGCCUGUCCCUCAAUAUCGGCAAGACAUUUUGCGCCCCUGUACCUUCCACCAUCCCCAACGGUGCCAGCAUCGCAGCCCUCAUAGAGGACUCGCAAGCGAAGGCGUUAUUGACAGUUCCGUCUAUCUUGGAGGAAAUUGAGGGCUUGCCAGGUGGCAGAGGACAUGAUAUCCUUCGCAAGCUAGAUUACGCGGGCUUCGGUGGCGGCAGACCCAAAACCUCGGUCGGCGAGAGACUUGCACGUUCGGGCGUGAGACUCGUCGGCCAGUACGGUGCGACAGAGACUGGUCCAAUGACACCUUUUUUCGUGCCCGGCAAGGAACACGACUGGCGUCGACUGCGACUGCGUGCUGAUAUACUCGGACCGCUUCAAGUGAAGCUUGACCUCAUCGAUGCAGAUGCAGAAGAGAGUGCGCAGACCGAAUCCGAAGCAGAACGAUCUUACAGCUACAAGCUGAGCAUGAAGCCGUUUGGGUGGCAGGAGCGCUUCGAACUGCAGGAUAUAAUCGUAGCACGCACGGAAUGCGCCUCGGCCGAUGACGUGGGACAGCUGGAUUUUGUGAUUACGGGCCGCAAAGACGACCUGAUCUGUCUUGCCACCGGAGAGAAGGUGAGGCCAACGAUAUUGGAAUCCCUGCUCAGACAGCAUGAGGACGUGAGAGACGCAACUGCUUUCGGUGAAGGACAAUUCGAACUCGGUGUCAUUGUAGAGCCUGUCAGACCCGUCGAACCCAGCGAGAUGGCCAACUUCAAGGCGUCGAUCUGGCCGGCAAUUGAGGAAGCAGGCCGUCAAAUGGAUGCUCAUGCAAGAAUUACAUCGUCUACCGCGAUUCUCGUCGUCGCUCCCGAAGCGCUCCCGAGAUCAGACAAGGGCACUGUUCUCCGGAGCGCAGUGUCAAGGAAGUUUGCCGAUGAGAUGGCGGCAGUCUACUGUGAUCUUGAGGCAAGCAUGGUUGCACCACCAAUCGACCUAUCCUCGCCUGCGUCCAGUAUCAGAAAUCUCGUUACCCAGGACGUUCUGGGGUUAGACAACGGCCGUGAUUGGGAGGAUGACGAUGAUUUCUUUUCAGGCGGCAUGGAUAGCCUUCAAGCGACGAGACUACGAAGACUGCUGACGGCUUCACUGCGCGCAACGUAUGCCGCCUCUAAGCCUGAGACAGCCAACCUCCUCUCCGCGGACAUGAUUAAAGAUGACAUCGUCUACCGCAACCCUUCUGUGAAUAAGCUGGUUGAGGCACUGAUUCCCAGUUCGUCCAAGACAAAUGGAGUCAUUACCGAAACAAAGCUUAUCGAACAGCUGGUAGACAAGUAUUCCAGCAGAGGCAUUCACCGAGAGCAGCGAAAAUCCGUGGUAUUGCUCACAGGCGGCACUGGCAGUCUCGGGUCUUUCUUCGUUGGGCGGCUCCUUGCGGAUGAUAACGUGAGCAAUGUCAUUUGCUUGAAUAGACCUAGAAAAGGAAACCCUACAGAAGCUCAGAAACAUGCGGUAACGUUACGAAAAGUCUCUGUCGAUGAGAACGCUUGGAAGAAGUUGGAAGUCCACGAAACAAAUACUGCAGAUCAGUGGCUCGGCUUGCCAGAGGCCGAGUACCUGCGUCUCGCGGCUAGGGUAACUCACAUCGUACAUAUUGCGUGGCCCAUGAACUUCAAAAUGGGUCUGCAGUCGUUCGAGGCUUCAUUCUCAAGCUUGCUGAACCUCAUCCAGCUAGCGCGCCAAGCGAGCAUUCACCGGGCACAGAAGCCAAAGCUGUUACUGGUAUCCUCCAUUUCUACGGUGGGGAACUAUCCGUCAAUCAAGGGACAGACUUUGAUUCCCGAGACGUCUGUCGAGGAUCAAAGCUGGACGCUAGAUCUCGGCUAUGCCAAAGCCAAGCUUGUCUGCGAGAAAAUCAUCGAACGCACAGCACAGGACCAUCCUGAGAUAGAGGCGGCGGUGGUCAGAGUCGGCCAGAUUGCCGGCUCUACCACCGGCUACUGGAACGCUUCUGAGCACUUUGUAGCCCUUUGUGCUUCUUCUCAAAAGCUGGGGAAAUUUCCCGACCUGCGUGGGACCUUGUCGUGGCUGCCGGUCGAUAUAGCUGCCGAAGCCCUCAGCGAGAUUCUCUUCCAUCAAGAACCACUCAGUGCAGUCUACCAUCUAGAGAACCCAGCCCGGCAGAGCUGGGAGGAAGUUGUCAGACUGAUGUCUGAGGAACUACGGAUAAGCAGGUCGUCCAUCAUCCCGCUCGAGGCCUGGCUCGACUUGGUCGAUACUAUACCGGAACCAGGCAACCCUGCUGCAGGUCUCACGCGAUUCCUUCGAGAGGAUUUCGCCAAAAUGUCGUGUGGAUUUGUUGUCCUAGAUACCAGCAAUUCUCGCAAUACCAUUAGCAGACAAUCCGGCUACCAUAUCACGUUCUGUCUCAAGUUUCUGCUCGGCGACCUCGACAUGCUAUUUGCCGCUGUACUUUUGGGGCACAACGACAUCACAGAGAUAGCGUCGUAG
Messenger RNA from Colletotrichum abscissum, 3144 nucleotides. RefSeq lists its product as uncharacterized. The record is from RefSeq and is a predicted model, not a curated record. The transcript has 4 exons. Bases 1 to 3144 code for a protein of 1047 amino acids. Lineage: Eukaryota; Fungi; Ascomycota; Sordariomycetes; Glomerellales; Glomerellaceae.